Messenger RNA from Vicia villosa (hairy vetch), 516 nucleotides. RefSeq lists its product as uncharacterized. The coding region runs from base 1 to 516 and encodes 171 amino acids. The transcript has a single exon. The record is from RefSeq and is a predicted model, not a curated record. Lineage: Eukaryota; Viridiplantae; Streptophyta; Magnoliopsida; Fabales; Fabaceae.
AUGAGAGUGAAGAAAGAUAAAUUAAUUAUCAGUUGUGAAAGAGGAAGAAAUUACAAGAAGAAGGUUGUGGUUGCAGGGAAUUAUACUAUGAAAAUGAAAUGUCCAUUUAUAAUGAGAUCAAUGCCAAGUGGAAGCGGUUGGAAAGUUAUGGUCAAGUGUGGGUUUCACAGUCAUAUACUAGCUAAUGACUUAAAUGGAAAUGACAUAUUAGUUCGUUUAAAAGAUCAUGAAAGAAAUUUUAUAAAUGACAUGACCAAAUACAAUAUGGCUCAUAAAUACAUAGUUGAUGCUUUGAAAGAUACAGAUCCAAAAAACCUAACGAGCAUUACCCAAGUCUAUAAGGCUGGAUCUGCAUACAAUGAGAGCAAGAGGGGUUCAUUGACUAAAAUACAACACCUUCAGAGUCUUAUUCAUGAAGAUAAAUACAUGUAUUGGACAAGAAACAUGAACUCUUUCAAUGUUAUUGCUGAUAUCUUUUUGACGCACCUUGAUUCAGUGAAGUUAUUGAAAAUCUAA